AAGCGCCGCCCCCAGUGAGCGUCAGUGACUCGACCGCGCGAAGCAUCCAACGCCAGUUGCCUCUGCUCGGCGCUCGCCACUGCCACCUCCAUGCCCCAUCACCACCUCCACCACCUCGCCGCCUCGAGACCAGAACCCUAGCCAGCCCCAAUGCCUCCACACCACCUCCUAUCCCUCCCCUUCCUCCUCCUGUCCCUCGCCGUCUCCGGCGCCACCGCCGCUGCCGCCGGGAACACCACGUCGGCGCCGCUCGCCUGCUCCGAGAUCUCGCGCGUCUGCACGGCCUUCCUCGCCUUCCCUGCCGCCGGCGCGUCCGCCGCCAAUGCCACACUGCUCGAGUCCAUGUUCGACGCCGCGCCGGGGGACCUCACCGCCGACGCGGCGGCCAGCCCAGGCUACGCAUUCGUGCGCAAGAACUGCUCCUGCCUCCCAUCCCGCACCUACCUCGCCAACACCACCUACACCAUCCCCUCCUCCGCGGCGCCCCCCAACGCCACCGCGGCCGACGUGGCGGCCGCGGCGUACGUGGGCCUCGCCGUGCCGCCGCCAGGUGGGGCGGCGCAGCGGCCGCCGCGGCCCGGCGCCGUGGUGGCGCUCCACCUGCUCUGCGGCUGUUCCUUCGGGCCCUGGAACUACCUCCUCAGCUACGUCGGCGUCGACGGCGACACGGUGGAGUCGCUGUCGAGUAGGUUCGGGGCCAGCAUGGAUGCCAUCGAGGCUGCCAAUGGCUUGGUCGGCCCCGACCCCAUCACCACGGGGAAGGUGUACUACAUCCCACUCAACUCUGUUCCUGGUCAGGCGUAUGUUGCAAUACCUCCUCCUCGUGCUCCUGCACCAGCACCGACAGAGAACACAUUGUCAGAGAUACCAGAGCAUCAUUCAACAAAAUUUCCUUUUGGAUGGGUUAUUGGCGGCAUGGGAGUUGCGCUUGCUUUAAUUGCUAUUGCUCUCCUUGCACUUGUCCUCUGGAAAUCCUUCCGAGACAAUCUCCAAGCUCCUAAUAACCAGAGAAAAAGUUCAGACCAACCUAUGUCACAUAAAUUUCAAGUCCUUAAGAGUGUUAGUUUCUGUUAUGGUUCUGGAAGAUACUUGUGCUGCCAAUUCGGAAAUGGGAAGCCAACAAGAGCAGAUGGUGGUGAUCAUCAUAUCAAUGUCCCCAAAGGUGUGGUAGUAGACGUAUUUGAUAGGGAGAAGCCUAUUGUGUUUACGUAUGAAGAAAUACUCACAUCAACGGACUCAUUUUCUGAUGCAAAUAUUCUUGGUCAUGGUACAUAUGGUUCUGUUUACUAUGGUGUUCUCCGAGACCAGGAGGUUGCGAUAAAGAGAAUGAUGGCCACUAAAACUAAAGAAUUUAUAGUGGAGAUGAAAGUUCUUUGUAAGGUUCAUCAUGCUAGUCUGGUAGAGUUGAUUGGCUAUGCAGCAAGUAAGGAUGAGCUUUUCCUGGUUUAUGAGUACUCUCAAAAUGGUCCACUCAAAAAUCAUAUACACGAUCCUGAAAGCAAGGGGUACUCAUCACUUUCAUGGAUCUUUAGGGUCCAAAUAGCACUUGAUGCUGCCAGAGGACUUGAAUACAUUCACGAGCACACAAAGGAUCAUUAUGUUCAUAGAGACAUCAAAUCAAGUAAUAUCUUGCUCGAUAGUUCCUUCAGAGCGAAGAUUUCAGAUUUUGGUCUAGCAAAACUGGUGGUGAAAUCCAGUGAUGCAGAGGCUUCUGUCACAAAAGUUGUUGGAACUUUUGGUUAUUUGGCCCCUGAAUACCUGCGGGAUGGACUGGCAACUACGAAAAGUGAUGUCUAUGCUUUCGGGGUAGUACUUUUUGAGUUAAUAUCUGGAAAGGAGGCAAUUACACGGGCUGAAGGAAUGGGUGCAAGUUCAAACUCUGAAAGGCGCUCACUGGCAUCAGUUAUGUUGACUGCUCUAAGGAACUGCCCUAGUUCAAUGUAUAUGGGGAAUCUGAAAGACUGCAUUGACCAUAAUUUAAGGGACCUGUAUCCUCAUGAUUGCGUUUACAAGAUGGCCAUGCUAGCAAAACAAUGCGUGGACGAAGACCCUGUUCUACGGCCGGACAUGAAGCAGGUUGUGAUCACGCUCUCGCAGAUACUCCUGUCAUCCAUCGAGUGGGAAGCCACGCUGGCUGGGAACAGCCAAGUGUUCAGUGGUCUUGUGGCGGGGAGGUGAUCCUGCUGCAUUGGCCUGUCUGCUGCUGCUGCUUUCUGUGCUCUUCGGCAAUUUCCUUCACUGAUCCACUGGAGGCAUGUGCUCCUAUAAUCCUGCCCUGUAUCUUACUGGUCCCUUGUCCAGUAGAGCAAUUUUCUGUGGCUUCUUUUGAGAGAAAUAUCUAUCACAAUGAAAUAUAUGUCUUGGUGGGUGGUACAGUAUGUAAGUAUGUAUACCGGUAUCUACCUGGCAAUGCAAUGGCCAUGUGUUAUUUUUGC
Molecule: messenger RNA, 2435 nt
Organism: Phragmites australis (common reed)
Lineage: Eukaryota; Viridiplantae; Streptophyta; Magnoliopsida; Poales; Poaceae
Product: lysM domain receptor-like kinase 3
Exons: 11
Coding region: 151-2178 (675 amino acids)
Biological process (GO): protein phosphorylation; innate immune response
Molecular function (GO): transmembrane receptor protein kinase activity; ATP binding
Source: RefSeq, a predicted model, not a curated record